Ricinus communis (castor bean) is the source of this 4499-nucleotide messenger RNA. RefSeq names its product L-ascorbate peroxidase 3. The record is from RefSeq and is a predicted model, not a curated record. The transcript is spliced from 6 exons. Gene Ontology annotation, molecular function: heme binding; peroxidase activity. Gene Ontology annotation, biological process: hydrogen peroxide catabolic process; response to reactive oxygen species; cellular response to oxidative stress. The coding region runs from base 134 to 1423 and encodes 429 amino acids. NCBI's taxonomy places the organism in Eukaryota, Viridiplantae, Streptophyta, Magnoliopsida, Malpighiales, Euphorbiaceae.
CAAAAUAAUUUUAAUAAUAAUAAAAAAAGCAAAAAUCUCCCAAAUUUCUAUUCAUAUAAAAUCUGACCAUUUCUUCUCUAACGUUUUAGCAGCAUCGGAAAAGAGAAACUUACACUACUCCGCCAAAAAAACGAUGUCGUUACCGGUAGUUGACACAGAGUACAUGAAGGAGAUAGACAAGGCACGUCGCGAUCUCCGUGCUCUUAUCGCUUACAAGAACUGCGCUCCUAUCAUGCUUCGCUUAGCAUGGCACGAUGCAGGAACCUACGAUAAGCACACAAAAACUGGUGGACCUAACGGCUCUAUAAGGAACGAAGAGGAGUACUCUCAUGGCUCUAACAAUGGCUUGAAAAUUGCUCUUGACUUUUGCGAGGAAGUGAAAGCUAAACAUCCAAGGAUUACUUAUGCGGAUUUAUACCAGCUUGCAGGUGUUGUUGCAGUUGAGGUCACUGGAGGCCCUUCCAUUAACUUUGUUCCUGGCAGAAAGGACUCCAAAAUCUCUCCCAGGGAAGGGAGGCUUCCAGAUGCUAAACAAGAUAUCAAGAAUGCUUUUCUCCAUGGGGAUCUUCAGGAGGAAGUUUAUAUGGAGCAACCGCUUGGCUUUGUUGCUCAGGGGGAGUAUGGGAAAGUUUUCUAUCUUCGCAAGUUUCUAUACGGAUUGAAGCAAAGGCCUCGUGCUUGGUUUGGAAAGUUUAGUCAAGCAGUUGAGAAGUUUGACAUGAAGAAAAGUAAGUUGGACCAUUCUAUUUUCUUCAAGCAUUCUGCUGUAGGUAUCAUUCUGUUAGUUGUGUUUGUGGAUGAUAUUGUCAUUAUUGGGAGUGGCACUACAGAGAUUUCAUCCCUUAAAUAUUUUCUCCACAUUCAGUUUCAUACUAAAUAUUUGGGAAUGUUGAGAUACCUCUUGGGUGUUAAGGUAAUACGAAGUAAGAAGGGAAUAUUUUUAUCUCAAAGGAAAUAUGUACUUGACCUGUUGUCCGAGAUAGGAAAGUUGGGAGCUAAGCCAUGCAAUAUUCCAAUAGUUCCUAAUUUGCAGCUCACAAAUGAUGAUGAGUUAUUUAAAGAUCUUGAGAGAUAUAGAAGAUUGGUUGGGAAGUUGAAUUAUCUUACUGUGACUCUUCCAGAUAUUGCAUAUUCAGUUAGUGUGGUGAGUCAGUACAUGUCCUCUUCAACAGUUAAUCACUGGACAACUGUCGAACAAAUUUUGUGCUACUUAAAAGGAGCACUUGGGCGAGGAAUAUUAUAUGGUAAUCAUGGUUAUAAUAGAAUUGAAUGUUUUUUAGAUACUGACUGGGCGGGUCCAAGGAUGAUUGAAGAUCUACUACAGGCUAUUCUGUAUUUGUUGGAGGGAAUUUGGUUUCAUGGAAAAGUAAGAAGCAAAAUGUUGUCUCACGUUCAAAUGCGGAAUCAGAGUAUAGAGCUAUAGCCAAGUCAAUAUAUGAAAUAAUGUGGAUAUACAUCUUUUACUGAAGUAGGACUUAAAACUUCAGUACCGGCUAAGUUGUUGUGUGAUAACCAAGCUGCUCUUUACAUUGCAUCAAAUCCUGUAUUUCAUGAACGAACUAAGUAUAUUGAGAUUGACUUUUAUUUCGUUCAUGAGAAGAUUCAGUAAGGUUUGAUUUCCACAGGUUAUGUUAAGACAGGAGAACAACUAGGAGAUACUUUCACGAAGGCUCUUAAUGGGAUUCGAGUUUAUUAUCUCUGUAACAAGCUGGACAUGAUUAAUAUUUAUGCUCCAGUUUGAGGGGGAGUGUUAUGAAAGUUGUAUAGGAUUGUAUAUAGUAAUUAGAAGACUAAUUUAAUUAAGAGUCCUAAUUCUACUUAGAUUAGGAUUGUAUAUACUGUGUAUAUAUAUAUAGGUCUAACUCCCUUGAUUAAAAGAAUAUAAGAUUUUCGGAUUGAAUAUAAGAUUUUCGGAUUCUUUACUCACAUUACAAAUUACAUUAUUAAAGGGUCCAAUUAGUAGUCGAAGUACUUGCUGCAUCUCUUCUCUACAAGUUGGUAUACUCCUUCCCCUCCUGUUGUUUCUGGUAAAAGGGCAUGAUAUACUGAGGUUGUUAAUAUGUUUGAUCAAGGAACUUUAAGGAUUCAUUAAUUCAGGCUCAAAGCCUGCUUUACUCUUUUAAUCUUAGUUCAAGAAAUUCAUUCUGUAUUUAUCAUUCAGUUGCCACUUGCUUUACAUUUUGACUAGAAUAUAUCUCUAUAUUGAUCUCAUUUAUCACAGGCUCACAGCUUCAGUUCUAUAUUAUAUAGAUACUUCAGUUUGCUAAGUAUGAUAUUUGUGCUCACAUGUUUCAGGCUUGUUUUGCAGUCUACUGUUUCUAAAUAGGACCACAAUUGCUUAACCUGACCUCAUGUCUGUGUGGGCUUAUGUUGACACCUCUACUGUCAAUGCUUUACCUGAGUCCUCUUGUACUUGUGGAUUCAGAUGAAAAAGAAAGUUUCUUCUUAGUACUUUAAGUCUUGAUUUCUGUAAUGGGUCCCAUCCAGAUUCUGCCGAUAUCGUUGCUUGUUUGUAUAGCAGUUGAAAUCAAGUGACUGAAAUCUGAUGUGCACAGUCAUACUUGAUGCAGGAACUCUGUCUAACCAAACCUCAAGGGCUUAGCUCAAGUCGAGGCUUGGAUUUGGUUAAGUUAAAUACUUGGAACACCUUUAUAUCCUAAUAUGUCCUCCUGUGUGUGUUGGAAAUGUUCUUAAGUUGCUGUGUUGCUCAUUGUUGUCUAGAACUUCAGCGUUUUAUCAUUCUUUUUCUAAAUGGGACAUAGAGCACGCUGAAAUAUCCUGCAACUUGAAUUGUUGUUUAAAGGUCUUAAUGUCCUAUUCACAAAUGUGCAGCUGCAUCAAGAAGUUGCCUAUGGAAUUCUACUUAGGAGAUGGGUAUAGUAGAUUUCUAUUUAAAAUUUCAGGAUUGGUUUCCUAUUAAUAUAGGGAUCUAAGCUUCAAGAAAUACAGACUUUAGUUCAAGCUAAUCAGAGUGAAAGGCAGCAGUUAGGGGUUUGCAAAUUGCACUUUCAAUUGGAUCAACAAUAAACUGCAAUAUCAUCAAAACUUACAUAUUAUUGGAGAUUAUUCAAAAUGUCUGCUAACAUUGCUAACAAAAAUAUUAAUACUAAUAGAUGAGGGGUUCAUAUUAGAUAAGACUGAAAGCAUAUUGGUUGGAACAGUCUCUUGGUCUUACUCUUUGUGAAUUUGCUGUUUCGAAAUAGUCUUAUCAUUGAGAUGGGGUUGUGAAACAAUUUAGAGGUCUAACUUUGUAAUUAAUUUUAUUCAUUUAUAUCUAACACAUCUCAAGAGACUUAAUAUUGUGAGAAAGCAUCAGGUAAAGCAGUAGAAAAUAACAUAAUACUUUGGUGUUUGACUAAUAGGAAACAUAAGAAAAUUCCAACUAUUCCUAGUUUACAGCAUUUAGUCUCUCUCUAUUGUGAUAUUUCUUGCAACCAGAGUUGAGUGGAAGUUUGAGUUUUUCGCUUUUUUCUAGCUGCAUUCCCACUAUUUUCCCUCUUUCAAGAAAGUCAAAUGAUCAAAGCAGUUCAAUCAGUUAAAUGCUUGUUUCCCCUUAGGAUGCUAUAAAUACAAGAUCUAUUUUGGUUUACAGGGCUAUCCCUUGUAUUCCUAGCCUAACUGGAAUUCUUGACUUCAUAAGACAUUAAUAGUCCCUCACACGAGGAUAUAUAUUUAUAUUUAUAUAUUUUAAAUAUUUGGGAAUUGAAUUCUUAUAUAUUGUAAGCAUUAAAUAAGAACUAGUUGUCUACUUCUGCAGCUUCUAUAUUUUAAUUUUCUUUUUUGGAUUUGGCAUUGAAAUUUUUGUUGAUUAUUACUGUACAUAAUAAUUGUAUAACAAUGGUUUGUGGUAUUAAUUUUGUUGAAUCAUGUUAAAGGGAGGAAAAUAAGUAAGAAAUGAGUAUUUUAUAUUAUGUCAUUGACCGAGAAAUAUUAAAAUUGUGUCUCGGAGAGGAAAAUUAAACUAGGUGUUGUUUGAGGAUAGAGAAAAGGCCUCGGAAAGUUAAAUUAGGCAGUGUUCAUUUAUUACUGUGUAUCUGAGGGUUCUUUCAUGCCUACUCCUAAAAUGCAUAUAAACUUUAUAGUUGGUAGGAGUGCUCUUGCAAAUCUGUUCAGUUAUCUCAUACAAUGCAAAUAUUACUACUGCGUUUUGGUAAUUUUCUUUUAAAAGUUACUUUCUAAGGAUUAUUAGUCAGUGUUAUCAAAUAGUUGCCAUACAAUUGCCGGAAUCGAUAUUGUUUAUCCUUCAUAUAAUUUAUCAGUUGAAACUCUUCAGUUGAGUGCAAAGUCAUAGAAAUACAAUGUUGAUCUGUGGCUCCGGAUUUCAGAAAGUAGAUUUCAUGUAUUAAGCAAUUUUAUGCUAAUGCUCUUUUUUUUGUUUCCAUUCUGUAACUUAGUGUUAAUGGAUUCUUAAGAGAAGUACUUCCAUAUCAUGCAUAGUUGUGUAGGCCUGUCUGUAAGCUAUAUGUUUUUGCGUGCAACUAAGCAGGGUCUGAAUUUUA